GAACUCUCUUUUGCAUCUAAUGUCGACGCUCUUCAUCGCUCUCCAAUGCUACCAAUGCUCCACCAUGCAGGUGAAGCAGAAGAAGAAGAGCAGCAACAAAUGGAGUUGCGCGGUCUGUAACCAGAAGCAAUCAGUUCGAAGAGUCUUUGCCCAGGGAUUCAUGGCUAAGGACGUUCGCAAGUUCGUUCAGGACUUCAACAUGUCGCGCAAGUCCUUCGACGACGGAGAUUGGCCUCUCGCCGGAACCCUAGAUCCGGCACCGGAAAUCUCCGACGGCGAAGUGAGCCGCCAAAAGAGGAGGAACGAUUGGUCUGCCUACCUCGACCAAGAGGAUCAUCACACCCUUGAGGAGCAACAACUUCAUCACGAUGAUGAUUGCGAAGGGCUUGUAGUGACUGAGUUGCCGACGGGUAUGUUCAAGAAGAGCAGGGUGACGGAGAAUAAUGCUGCAGGAAGUGACAAGUUUUUCAAGAAGACACUUUUCCUUAACUCUCAAGAGGAUCCAGUUAUACAAAGAGCUACAUCAAUGAUUGAAAACAAUCCGAAAAGAAGAAAAAAUAACCUGACACUAUAUGAUCAAGUUACUCAAAACUUAAAGCAAACAAACACUGAGAUAGCCUCCAAAUGGAGCGGUUACUUAAAUGAGUACGAUGGCAAUUCAGAGUUUGGACUGAAUAAAAGCUUCAACGUGGACAAAAAUUCAGGUUCAUGUGAUAACAUUGUCUUGGAGACAAUAGCUGAUGAAAGGGUGGAAGAUGAUAUUCACCCGGAUUUUAUGUGAAUUGUAUUAGUAUUUAUGAUUGUGUGGACUAAUUUUUUACUAAUUACUAGAAAAAAUCACUGCUUCAUGAAAUGAAUAUAACAAAGCAUCCUACAAAUAUGAAUGUAAACAUUACAAUUUUUUUGGGCUAUUUGUAAUGUUUGGUUUGCAUAUAUUAGAAGGGAAGAUAAAAAUUUAUGAUCAAAUUGCAAUUCCUUUGUUAAGAUAAUGAG
Vigna radiata var. radiata (mung bean) is the source of this 993-nucleotide messenger RNA. RefSeq lists its product as uncharacterized. Gene Ontology annotation, biological process: mitotic G2 DNA damage checkpoint signaling. The coding region runs from base 20 to 781 and encodes 253 amino acids. Lineage: Eukaryota; Viridiplantae; Streptophyta; Magnoliopsida; Fabales; Fabaceae. Gene Ontology annotation, molecular function: chromatin binding. The transcript is spliced from 4 exons. Gene Ontology annotation, cellular component: nucleus. The record is from RefSeq and is a predicted model, not a curated record.